Oncorhynchus gorbuscha (pink salmon) is the source of this 2672-nucleotide messenger RNA. RefSeq names its product zinc finger protein 37-like. Gene Ontology annotation, molecular function: histone H3K4 methyltransferase activity; histone H3K36 methyltransferase activity; recombination hotspot binding. Gene Ontology annotation, biological process: positive regulation of reciprocal meiotic recombination. Bases 131 to 2413 code for a protein of 760 amino acids. The transcript is spliced from 4 exons. NCBI's taxonomy places the organism in Eukaryota, Metazoa, Chordata, Actinopteri, Salmoniformes, Salmonidae. The record is from RefSeq and is a predicted model, not a curated record. Gene Ontology annotation, cellular component: nucleus.
GAACGUCCCAAGAUUCCUUGACUAGAACACGGAAGUAGGAUUGGAAACGAGUUGUUAUUGUUCCUUGUGUGCAGUAAAGAAAGACAUACUUACGAAACUAAAUAGGAUACCCAUCUCUAAUUUUAUUCAAAUGUCUAAACUACAGAUGUUGUGUGUGUUUUUAAAUGAUCGUUUAUCGGCGGCUGCUGUGGAUAUUUUCGGUGCAGUUGAGAAAACGGUAGUGGAGUACCAGGAGGAGAAUGAUCGGCUACGGAGACUGCUGCGGAGGACACCAGAGAUACAACUAUGUAGAAGAGAACCCGUGCAGCUCUCUGAAGAGGAGGUUCCCCCUGAGCAGCAGCACUGUGAGCAGGAGUGGAGCCCCAGUCUGGGACAUAAGACCCCAGAGACCAAACAGAUUAAAGAGGAACAGGAGGAAGUCAGGACCAGUCAGGAGGAAGAGCAGCUUCAAGGGGUGGAGCCUAAUAUCAUAGAGUUCAUAUAUACUCCUCCUUGUGUGAAAAGUGAAUGUGAUCAGGAGAACCCACGUCAAGAUCCCAUACUUGCUGAACACCCAACUCUCCUGAAAAUGUCUAAACUACAGUCGUUUCAAGAGUUUUUAAAUGAGCGUUUAACGGCGUUUGCUGCUGUGGAGAUUUCCGGGGCAUUUGCGAAAGCAGUAGCGGAGUACCAGGAAGAGAAUGAUCUGCUACGGAGACUGCUGCGGAUCACACCAGAGAUACAACUAUGUAGAAUAGAACCCGUGCAGCUCUCUGUCUCUGAAGAGGGGGUUCCCCCUGAGCAACAGCACUGUGAGCAGGAGUGGAGUCCCAGUCUGGGGCAGAAGGACCCAGAGACCAAACAGAUUAAAGAGGAACAGGAGGAAGUCAGGACCAGUCAGGAGGAAGAGCAGCUUCAAGGGGUGGAGCCUGAUAUCAUAGAGUUCAUAUUUACUCCUCCUUGUGUGAAAAGUGAAUGUGAUCAGGAGAACCCACGUCAAGAUCCCAUACUUGCUGAACACCCAACUCUCCUGAAAAUGUCUAAACUACAGUCGUUUCAAGAGUUUUUAAAUGAGCGUUUAACGGCUUUUGCUGCUGUGGAGAUUUCUGGGGCAUUUGCUAAAAUGAUAGUGGAGUACCAAGAGGAGAAUGAUCGGCUACGGAGACUGCUGCGGAUCACACCAGAGAUACCGCUAUGUAGAAUAGACUCCCUGCAGAUCUCUGUCUCUGAAGAGGAGGUUCCCCCUGAGCAGCAGCACUGUGAGCAGGAGUGGAGCCCCAGUCUGGAGCAGGAGGACUCAGAGACCAAACAGAUUAAAGAGGAACAGGAGGAAGUCAGGACCAGUCAGGAGGAAGAGCAGCUUCAAGGGGCGGAGCCUGAUAUCAUAGGGUUCAUUUUCUCUCCUUCCUGUGUGAAAAAUGAAUGUGAUCAGGAGGACCAAACCCAGACUGUGGAGAACAGAGAGAGAGACUCUAAACCAGUGGAUCUCAAACCUUCUGGCACUGUGACCCACCUAAAGGGUCUCUACAUUCCCUGUGACCCUACAGAUCAAAACAAUGCCUCCAGCCACAGCUUAGCUGUAAGCAGAUUAAACGCAGUAGGAUUUGACAACAGUCCACUAUUGGAUCCCAGCCCAACAUUGGGGGAACACUGUUCCAAACUCAGCACCAUGCCUAGAAAAACUCACAGCUGCCGUGACUGUGGUGAAACAUUUGCUCUGAAAGCUGAUCUGCAGAGACAUGUGACUCUCACCAAGAAGAGACCCAGUGAAUGUAGAUUCUGCAAGAAACGCUACAACUCCACCUGUAAACUGAAGGCCCAUGUCCGACUCUGUCACAGUGGUAAACCCUGUGUCUGCCCUGUUUGUGGAAAGAUCUUCAAACAAAAAGGACAUCUGUCCAGACACAUGAGGAUUCACACAGGAGAGAAACCAUUCAGUUGUGGUGACUGUGGGAAAAGCUUCCGUCUGAAGGGGCAUCUAACCAGGCACAAACUCAUUCACACAGGGGAAAAUCCAUUUAGCUGUGGUGAUUGCGGGAAAAGAUUCAGUCUCAAGCAGCAUCUAACCAGGCACAAACUGAUUCACACAGGAGAGAAACCUUUUAGCUGUGGCGACUGCGGGAAAAGCUUCAAUCUCAAGAAGACACUAACUGAACAUAUACGGACUCACACAGGAGAGAAACCUUUUAGCUGUGGCGACUGUGGGAAAAGCUUUAGUGUCAAGAAGACACUAAUUGAACAUAUACGGACUCACACAGGAGAGAAACCAUAUAGCUGUGGUGACUGUGGGAAAAGCUUCAGUGUCAAUAGGAACCUAACUAAGCACAAACUGACUCACACAGGAGAGAAACAACAUGGCUGCUCAGUCUGUGGUAAAAGAUUCAUUCAGAAGACUAAUCUGCUGAGGCAUGUCAAAAACAACCACAAAGAAUGAAAACAAGACAAAGGAACAAAGAAAGUAAAUGAGGACAUAGACACAGAGAGGGGACUAAGAGAGUAUUGAGAUACACCCAAGAUCCCCUGUGGACCAACUCUAACUAGUCCUCCUGAUCCUGCACAGUCCAAUGUCACAGUAAUGAUAUAAUGUGGCUGUUGUCUGAACCUAACAGGUAAUGUUGCUGCUCUUUGUGUAUGAAAUGGACAAUCUGCAGUUCAGACAACCACCCGUUUUUAGGUGAACAACUGAGGGAUGG